CGCUGCAGCCGCAGUGGCCGGCGCCGCAGCGAGGAGCCAUGGGCAACAUCUCCUCCAACAUCUCGGCCUUCCAGUCCCUGCACAUCGUCAUGCUGGGCUUGGACUCGGCCGGCAAGACCACGGUGCUCUACCGGCUCAAGUUCAACGAGUUCGUGAACACGGUGCCCACCAUCGGCUUCAACACGGAGAAGAUCAAGCUGAGCAACGGCACGGCCAAGGGCAUCAGCUGCCACUUCUGGGACGUGGGCGGCCAGGAGAAGCUGCGGCCGCUCUGGAAAUCCUACAGCCGCUGCACGGACGGCAUCAUCUACGUGGUGGACUCGGUGGACGUGGACCGGCUGGAGGAGGCCAAGACGGAGCUGCACAAGGUGACCAAGUUCGCCGAGAACCAGGGCACGCCGCUGCUGGUCAUCGCCAACAAGCAGGACCUGCCCAAGUCGCUGCCGGUGGCCGAGAUCGAGAAGCAGCUGGCGCUGCACGAGCUCAUCCCGGCCACCACCUACCACGUCCAGCCGGCGUGCGCCAUCAUCGGCGAGGGCCUCACCGAGGGCAUGGACAAGCUCUAUGAGAUGAUCCUGAAGCGCAGGAAGUCCCUCAAGCAGAAGAAGAAGCGGUAAUGUGCCCGGCGGCGUGCGGGAGCGAGGCGGGAGCGAGCGAGGGAGUCGGGCAGGAAUGAAUGGAUGUGCGAGAACCCGCGCCCGCGAACAAAGACAGCGAACCAAAGCGAUGCUUCGAAUUUUUAAAACGGAAUGUCUUCGCCCAGAUGCAGGACGAGGGACUUAGCCUGGGUGUGGAGGCUGCUCGGACCGGCUCCCACCCCGGACUCAGGGGACCUUUUGUCUGGACGCCAGAGCUCCCUGAUGGGGUGGGAGGCAGCCCUGCGGAGUGGACGUGCUGGGGCGGUUGUCUGCCCUCCUGGCCCAGGGGGAAGGCUCAGACACCAGAAACAAAAGCAGUUUCUUCCUGCUCCCGCAGGGCCAGAAGUUCAGGCUGCCCCGCCCUCACCUGCGAGUUACCUGAGGUAUGCAAGUCCCGGAACCCUGGGAGUCCCCAUCUGGGGCCUGUUGGCAGUGGGAGGUGCUGGGGGACAGCCACUCCUUGCUUCCAUGGCAGCUGGAUAAUUCUAUCUCACAGGGCAGGCCCCUGUUGAAAUUUCAUUUGUCCUGCACUGGGCCCAAAGGAGGUGGUGGUGUGGGCUCUCAGAGGACUGCUUGGAACAAUACACAGCCCCAGGGCAUGGGGCCCGCGCUGGCCUCGGGGAUGGCUGCCGAGAUGCCCCUUUCCUGGUGAUUCGCGGUGGCUGUGGAACCAGUUUUGUUAAGAACCGCGUUUCAGCCUGGAAUCAGACAUCGUCCAGAUGAUUUGGACCCUGUCCGUGUGUAGGUCAUUAUCACACAAAGACACCAAUGAAAAAUAAAAAUGAUAAAAAUAAAAACUGUUGGAGGUGGUGGCAAAUGAUGCCUUUACUGUUUGCAGGACAGUUAAAGGUGUUUCAAGGGUAAGGCUCUGGGUGUCAGUGCCGGGUGGGUGUGUGUGGACGCAGGGACCGCCCUCUGUACUGUCAUUGGCAUACAUAUCUGGACCCAUAUGUGUGGAAUCUUAAGUUCUCUCAGCCUACUGAUUGGUUUGUGUGAGCACACCAGCUGCAGAUGUGUGCUGAAUUGCAAGAUGGUUUUUUGCAAGGGUUGUCUCAUAAUACUAACCGCUUGAUGAUGGGUUUUGGUUUCCAGACAUGUUAAAAAAGAAGAAGAAAAAAAACCUUCUAUAAAUGAAUACUCACCUUAGAAAUAUUCACCGUAGGGAAAAAAGACUUUGCUCUGCCCUUUUCUGUCCUUUUACGCUGCAAGUGGCGACACGUUCAAAUUUCUAAUUGGGUUCAUUGUGGCCUAUCUGGUUUAGGUAUUUAAUUAAAAUGGUCUCAUUAGAGUAUUUCAUGUCAUGCACCAAAAAUAAAACCCCACCUUGUUGUAAAUUCCGACCUUGUUGCAUGGAUUUAAAAGCAAAGGAUGAGGUCCUCCUUCAUUCUUCUGGGGACUGGCUUGCAGAUGCAAACCACAGGCAGUGUCUGAGACGAAGAGCAAGCGUGUGACGUCAUGGUUGCCUGUGCCCAGGCACUUGACAGUGUACUUGAAAGAGGCUUUGGAAAAUAAAGUGAAAGAAUAGAUAUUUUUAAUAAUGUAAUUUAAAUAAAUCCUUUAUAAUCAGGACUGAGUCUUGGUUGGCUAACGCUGUCAUUUACCCUGAAACACAGUAUCAAAAGGGACACUUAAGCUUACUGUUUGAUUUUUUUUUUUCCUCUUUGAAUCCAUGUUUACAGGGAGAAUUAUGUUUCCCCUCUGCUAUUACACGUUAGUUUGCGAAGGAGGCCUGUGGAAAUUGGGUGAUGUCAUGCUUGAGCAUGUAAGUCAGUCACAUUAUAAAGUCCUGUCUACUGACCUUUACUUACAGCAAGUUAAUUUGCGAACCAGAGGUAGAAUUCCUGGUUUCCUGCUUCAAACCCAAUUCUAUGAGAUACGUUAAAAGAAGGACCCUAGCAGCCCAUCCUCCGUUCUCUUUGUCGGUGUAUUUGGUACCCUCCAAUGGUGGUCUUUCUGUAGAAACUCAGUAGAGAAAAUAUAGCUACGCAGCAUUGGGAAUGCCUGCAAGGUUUCAGUGUGCAUAUCGACAGCAUAGUCACUGAUUUCUAAAUGGGCUGGCCCCAGCUUCUGAAGACUCUGUAUAGAAUUAUUAAAAAAAAAAAAAUCCAUCUUCUUUAUUUUCUUCACGUGCGACAAUUUCUUAAGCACUUUGACAUUUGGGUAGUUCCACACUAUUGAGAAAAUAAUAUAUUUAUUUUGUGACAUUGCAGAUGCCAAAUACUGUAACCUCGUGCUCACAAUUCUUAGGUUCAAGAUCACUGCUCAUAUCCUGCCACGCUUUACAAAUGACGCGAAAUGAUUUUUGUUUUUUGUUUUUGCGUUAUCAAUACUUAAAGGUUGCAGUCAGCUGUUAGUGAUUGUGUAGUGAAGUAAAACCCUGUGGUGUCUUAAUCAACCAAUAAUUAAGAGUCUCCGUUGUUGUUUCUUUAGCGUUUGACCUGGUAAUAGCUCUGAGCAAGCAGGAAGCACAGAGCUUACCGCCUCGGAGCGGUCAGCCCCCGGGGUGGGGCCCUCCGUGCAGCAGUCCUGGUUUAGUAUGCCUCCUGCCCUUGGGAGAAUGAAUGGGUGUCGCAGAGGAAGUGGGCCUCCCCAUGGGGGCUCCCGAAAUGUUUCCAACUGGUUCUCUUCGCCCAUUCUCUGUCAUGGUGUUGGGACUCUGUCUCCUGGUUUGUCUUCAUUUCUACUGCUAAAAUUCUGUCUUGAUCACCUUCCUCUUCUGUUCCCGCUCCCUUUUAUAUGCCUAUAUGAUGCUGUGA
Molecule: messenger RNA, 3394 nt
Organism: Molossus molossus (Pallas's mastiff bat)
Lineage: Eukaryota; Metazoa; Chordata; Mammalia; Chiroptera; Molossidae
Gene: ARL4C
Product: ADP ribosylation factor like GTPase 4C
Exons: 1
Coding region: 39-617 (192 amino acids)
Biological process (GO): endocytic recycling; intracellular protein transport
Cellular component (GO): cytoplasm
Molecular function (GO): GTP binding; GTPase activity
Source: RefSeq, a predicted model, not a curated record